Paracoccidioides lutzii Pb01 is the source of this 5583-nucleotide messenger RNA. Its product is annotated as chitin synthase. The record is from RefSeq and is a predicted model, not a curated record. The coding region runs from base 1 to 5583 and encodes 1860 amino acids. Gene Ontology annotation, molecular function: ATP binding; cytoskeletal motor activity; chitin synthase activity. The transcript has 4 exons. Gene Ontology annotation, cellular component: cell periphery; myosin complex; cell septum.
AUGACCCUCAAUUCGUUGACGGGGACUAUCCCCUCCCAUGCACAGUCCUCGCUGCCUUCGCUUCCUGCCUACCUUCAAUCGGACACCCACCUCACGGCUCAUCUGGCUAGCAGAUUCUAUGUGUCUUUACCUACAGCGCGGCUAUCUUCUCAAGGGCUGAUAUGCCUCAACACCUACACAUCUUCAACCAGAGGACCAGAUGGGCAAAAAGAAGGGAGUGCGAUGGGGGAAGCAGAUGAUUUGGCGAGACGUGCUUGGGCUCGUUUGGGUGGAAGAGGUGAAAAUCAGGCCAUCAUCUUCCUGGGAGAAUCGGGUUCUGGAAAGACAACCGUUCGCUCCCAUCUUCUUUCUUCCUUCCUCUCCUUAUCAUCGACUCCACUCUCAGCUAAACUCUCACUUGCUGCAUUUGUUUUCGAUACUUUGACAACCACGAAAUCUAUCACCACUCCGAUUGCUUCAAAAGCUGGCUUGUUCUUCGAGCUUCAAUAUGAUGCUUCGUCGACCAUCAAUCCAACGUUGAUCGGCGGUAAAAUUUUGGACUAUCGGCUGGAAAGAAGCCGCAUUGCAUCAGUUCCCACAGGUGAACGUAGUUUCCAUGUGCUCUACUACCUCCUCGCCGGAACUACUGCUGCUGAGAAAGCACAUCUGGGAUUGGACCACUCGAUUGAUAUCCGCUCCGGCGGAUCUGGCAACCGGUCAUCUGGCACAAUCUCCCAUAAGAGAUGGCGGUAUCUUGGACAUCCAACGCAGCUGAAGGUCGGGAUCAAUGACGCUGAAGGUUUCCAACAAUUCAAAAAUGCUCUUCGCAAAUUACAGUUCCCUCGAAGUGAAAUUGCGGAGAUCUGCCAGAUUCUUGCUUGUAUCCUACACAUUGGGCAGCUGGAGUUUACUACCGGUCAAGCCACUCUGACAAGCGCGGAGGAAAGUGGUGGAUAUUCACACGAGGGUGGUGAGAUUGUUACCAUAGUGAAGAACAAGGACGUUUUGGGAAACGUGGCGGCAUUCCUUGGAUUGAGUGUGGCUGAGCUCGAGACAAGCCUAGGCUACAAGACGAAAACUAUCCAUCGUGAACGUGUCACUGUCAUGCUGGACCCCAAAGGCGCGCGGGAUAACGCUGAUGACCUUGCUCGAACUCUCUAUGCUCUUCUGGUUGCCUAUGUGAUGGAGAACAUCAAUCAGCGUAUAUGUGCUGCAGAAGAUUCAGUUGCCAAUACCGUCUCCAUCAUUGAUUUCCCGGGCUUUGCCCAAUCAGCUGUCACCGGGUCAACUUUGGAUCAACUAUUGAAUAAUGCCGCUACAGAGUCACUUUACAACUACUGUCUGCAGAGCUUUUUCGACCGCAAAGCAGAAUUGCUUGAAACUGAAGAGGUCAGCGUCCCUGCAACUAGCUAUUUUGACAACUCAGAUGCCGUCAAAUGUCUCCUGAAACAGGGCAAUGGGCUUCUGGCAAUCCUGGAUGAUCAAACAAGACGGGGACGGACGGAUACCCAACUGCUCGAAGCCUUGAGGAAGAGAUUUGAAAACAAAAAUCCAGCAAUUUCUGUCGGGAGUGCCACGGCUACCCUUCCUGGCAGUAAUUUCGCUUCGAAGAAUCUGGCUGCCACUUUCACAGUUCGGCAUUUUGCAGGAGAAGUUGAUUAUCCUAUCCAAGGCCUGGUUGAGGAAAAUGGUGACAUGGUUUCUGGCGAUUUAAUGAACCUCAUCAAUUCUACCUGGAGUUCUUUCGUGCGGGAACUAUUUGGCCAGGAAGCUCUCCAAACCGUGCGCCAUCCUCAGGAAAAAUCGGCCAUCAUGCAAGCCCAGGUUAUGUCAAAGCCACUUAGAAUGCCAAGUAUGGCAAGACGCAAAAUAGAUGGACCUGCCCGAGUUAAAGCACUCGCGGCUCAGGAGGAAAAUGAUGAUGACGAUAUUUCUGGUAGUGGUGGUUCUGCUUCUGGAUCUAAAAGGCAGAAGAAAGGAAGCCCCGCAUAUGGUCCUAAUCAGGGUGCUGCUGCCCAAUUCCUCGCAUCUUUGAACAUCAUCAACAAAUCCCUGACCGCAACCAACGUGAAUCCCUACUUCGUGUUCUGCCUGAAGCCCAACGAUCGUCGAAUUGCAAAUCAAUUCGAUAGUAAAUGCGUUCGAACCCAAGUGCAAACACUUGGUAUUGCAGAAAUCAGUCAACGGCUUCGUAAUACAGAUUUUACCGUGUUUCUUCCCUUUAGUGAAUUCAUUGGAUUGUCAGAUACGGAAUCGGUCAUUGUUGGGAGCGAUAAGGAAAAAUGUCAGUUGGUGGUUGAUGAGAGGAGGUGGCCUGCAAAUGAAGCUCGGGUUGGAAGCACUGGAGUAUUCUUGAGUGAGAGAUGCUGGGCAGAUAUUGCAGGGGUCGGCGAACGAGUUGUCCCUAGCUACAGCGGAGAUGGAAUGGAUGACGGAGAUGGAAUGCUUGGAGUUGGCACGAAAAUGCCAUAUGGAGACUCGAAAGUUCGUCUCCUUAAUUCCCCCGACCUGUCUCCUGGGGCCUUUAUAUAUGGAGACGAAACCAAGCAGGGUUUCUAUAGCGCUCGUGAAAUCGACUCUCGUUCCGAUGCGGGGGCAUCCGCCUUCAACUCCGGCGACAUGUUCAAGAACUUGGAGACUCGAGAGCAAAUGGCUGAGAAGGGAAACGAGAGGAAAAUGGAAGAAGUCGACGAUGUUGUCGUUUCUGGCAGCCGCAAACGGUGGUUAGCCGUCGUUUAUAUACUUACUUUCUACAUUCCUGAUUUUAUCAUUAGAUUCAUAGGACGGAUGAAGCGGAAAGAUGUCCGAGUUGCGUGGCGAGAAAAAUUUGCGAUUAACCUCAUCAUUUGGUUCAGCUGUGGGCUCGCCGUCUUUUUCAUUGUCGUCUUCCCCCGAAUACUUUGCCCGAAACAACACGUCUUUUCACCUAGUGAACUUUCCUCCCACGACGGAAAGGGUAACAAUCAAGCCUAUAUAGCCAUUCGGGGCGAGGUGUUCGAUCUGGGCGCUUACAUACCCUCCCACUAUCCGAAAAUUGUUCCUCGGGAAGCGUUGAGGAAGUAUGCAGGCAUGGAUGCUACGAAGCUUUUCCCUGUGCAAGUUAGCGAACUUUGCAAAGGCGUUGAUGGUAGCAUUGAUCCUUCCGUCCUCCUUGACUUUACAUCUCCCAAUAGAACCGGCUCUGUGACUGUUUCGCGAGACAAUGACCCGAACGCUCAAUACCAUGAUUUCCGAGCUUUCACCAAUGAUUCCCGACCACGUUGGUAUUCUGAUAAAAUGAAUAUGUUGAGGAUGAACUACAGGAAAGGAUAUGUCGGGUACUCUCCAAGAUACCUGAAGACCCUCGCUGAUAAAGAUCAAUCCCUUGCGGUCCUUGACGGGUAUGUGUAUGAUUUGACAAAUUAUAUCAUCGGAGGCCGUCGACUUAAGGCACCACCUGGUGAGGAUCUACCCGAGAAUGUCAACGUCAACUUCAUGGAUCCCUUGGUUGUCGACUUAUUUCAACAGAGACCUGGACAGGAUAUCUCAGAGUUAUUCAGACGGCUUCCUCUGGGAGAUAAUGAAAGCACCAUGAGAGCCUGCUUGACCAAUUUGUUUCAGGUUGGCAAGCUUGACACUCGAAGCUCGAUUCAGUGUCAAUUCUCUCAGUAUUUUGUUCUCGCCGUAUCAAUUCUCUUGGUCACAAUCAUCGGCUUCAAGUUCUUUGCCGCAUUGCAAUUCGGAAGAAAAAAUCUACCGGAAAAUCUUGAUAAAUUCAUCAUAUGUCAAGUGCCGGCGUACACUGAAGAUGAAGAGUCUCUGCGUCGAGCUAUAGACUCAAUGGCUCGAAUGAGAUAUGAUGAUAAGCGCAAACUCCUGGUUGUUAUUUGCGAUGGUAUGAUUAUUGGUCAAGGGAAUGAUCGGCCCACUCCCCGGAUUGUCCUGGACAUCCUUGGAGUUUCUGAUACUGUUGACCCGGAACCUUUGAGCUUUGAAAGUUUGGGAGAAGGUAUGAAGCAGCACAAUAUGGGUAAAGUAUACUCUGGAUUAUAUGAAGUCCAAGGCCAUAUCGUGCCUUUCUUGGUCGUUGUCAAGGUGGGCAAACCUUCGGAGGUCUCUCGUCCUGGAAACCGUGGAAAGCGAGAUUCGCAAAUGCUUCUCAUGCGUUUCUUAAACCGGGUUCAUUACAAUCUUCCCAUGAGCCCACUUGAACUGGAAAUACAUCAUCAGAUCCGUAACAUCAUUGGAGUCAAUCCCACAUUCUACGAGUUCAUACUACAAGUAGACGCAGAUACCGUAGUCGCCCAGGACGCUGCAACUCGAAUGGUCGCAGCCUUCCUACACGAUACGCGCAUUAUCGGUCUUUGCGGAGAAACAGGUCUCACCAAUGCCAAGUCCUCCAUGAUAACGAUGAUUCAGGUUUACGAAUACUACAUAUCUCAUAAUUUGACCAAAGCGUUCGAGAGUCUCUUCGGGUCCGUGACGUGUUUGCCUGGUUGCUUUACUAUGUACCGUAUUCGGUCAGUUGACACUGGAAAACCCCUAUUCGUUAGCCGAGAGGUCGUGGAAGCUUAUUCUGAGAUCCGCGUCGACACCCUCCACAUGAAAAAUCUGCUCCACUUGGGUGAAGAUCGUUAUCUCACUACACUCCUUUUGAAGCACCACCCGAAGUACAAGACGAAAUACAUUUUUAAUGCCCAUGCCUGGACCAUCGCACCUGACAGUUGGGCAGUCUUCAUGUCUCAGCGCCGAAGAUGGAUUAACUCUACUGUACACAAUCUUAUCGAGCUUAUCCCUCUCCAGCAACUAUGUGGUUUCUGCUGCUUUAGCAUGAGAUUCGUCGUUUUCGUUGAUCUUUUAAGUACCGUUAUCCAGCCAGUGACAGUUGCAUAUGUCGUAUACCUCAUCGUUCUCAUCGCCGUCAACCCAUCCCUCAUCCCGAUAACCGCAUUUAUUUUGCUUGGAGCAAUCUAUGGUCUACAGGCCGUUAUUUUCAUCCUUAGACGCAAAUGGGAAAUGGUUGGCUGGAUGAUCAUUUAUAUCCUCGCUAUGCCAGUCUUCUCAAUGGGCCUCCCUCUCUAUUCCUUUUGGCACAUGGACGAUUUCUCAUGGGGUAACACCCGUAUCGUCACAGGAGAGAAGGGUCGCAAGAUUGUUAUCUCGGACGAGGGCAAAUUUGAUCCUGCAUCGAUCCCAAAGAAGAAGUGGGAAGAGUACCAAGUUGAGCUCUGGGAAGCACAAACCCAACAAGACGAUCGCUCCGAAGUCUCCGGCGUGUCCUAUGGCACCCGAUCCUAUCACCCAGCCGCAUCUGAAUACGGUUUCCCGGCCUCACGGCCUGCUUCUCAAAUCGAACUUAACCGGUUUGUCACCUCACGCAUGUCCUUGGCUCCUUCUGACACGUUGGGCAAUGGCCCUGAGAUGGAGAUGGUGGAUCUCAUGGGCCUCCCGAGUGAUGACUCCCUACUUGCGGAGAUCCGUGAUAUUUUACGUACGGCGGAUUUAAUGACUGUUACGAAGAAGAGUAUCAAGGCUGAGCUGGAGCGGAGGUUUAAUAUUAAUCUCGAUGCCAAGAGGCAGUAUAUCAACUCUGCAACCGAAGCCGUCCUUUCCGGACAACUGUGA